AGUGGCGUAUUUAGGGGGGGUGUCCUGGGGGUUAAAACCCCCCCCAAUUUUUUCUUAGUUAUAUUCAUUACUGAGGUAUCACAAAAUACGAAUAACGAAAUAUUUUAAAACUGCUUUGAAAAAUGAAAAUUGAAUAAUGUAUAUUUUAUAUUUUCAUCUUAUACCAGAUAAUAGUCAAUAGGUAUUAGCAUUGAUUAUAUAUAUUGCGUGUAUAUAUAUAUAUAUAAAUAGCUCUCUAGGUGCAGCCGUGCAGGCAGUGGCGAAAUAACUAAAAUAGUCACAACAUUGUAAUUUGUAGUGUGGCACGACGAUUGUAGUCGGACCGGUCGCAACUGGUAACCAAAAAUAAAACAGAAUAUUGUGAACUAUGUAAUUCUUAGAAUUGUAUUAUCGUUUCGGCCAGCCGUAUUAUUGGCUAUCGCCUUAUUAUCUUUCUUCAAAUACAACAAUUAUUAUUAUCUACGAAUUACGAUAGCAAAAGACCAACGAUAUAAAGUGUACUAUGUACAGUUGUCAGUUGACAGUUGUACACUCGAAGUACAACAAUAUUAUAUUUUGCUGAACUGCUGCCGACUGUUGACGUCGUAAAUACAUCAAAUUUACUGAAAAUGGCACAAAAGAAACAAACUUCUAUUUCGUAUUUUAUGAAAAUAUCGAACUGUCGUAGUCAACCCGAUUCUAAGCAGGACAUUUCCUCAUGUAUUACGUCUGAAUUAGAAGAUACGUCACGUUCAUUAUCAUCCCCCUCCAAAAAGCGAACACAUUCUUCUAUGAUUUCUUCAAUAAAAAAUACAGAUGAUUCAACCCCAAUAUCAGAUCUCGUCUCAAAAUCUAUUGUUGCUGAUUCUACUAAUUUUAUGAAUGUAUAUGAUAUAGGAUUUUAUAUAAACCGUACAUUAUCACAAAAUGAAAUAUCUGAUAUUAUGAAUAAUCUAUGGGUGCCAGAUAUCAACUACAAAUUUCCAAUAAAAAUGUAUAUGAAAAAAAACAAGCAAGUAAAUUUAAAGUUUCAAUAUUCGUGGCUUCUGAAGUAUCCAUGGCUAUGUUAUUCCGAAAAAGAAUGCGGCGCUUUUUGUAAAUUUUGUGUAGCAUUCGUUAAGUCUGGUGUUGGAUAUAACUCAAAAAAGCCAAAUUCUUUUGUAGUGACUAAAUUCGAUAACUGGAGAAAAGCACUGGAAGGAUUUCAAAACCAUAGUGAAACAAAUUAUCACAAAACCUGUUUAUCCGAUUCUGAACAUUUUCUUAAAGUACAAAAAAAUAUUAAUGAAGACAUACUCCAGUAGAAAGAAUCAAAUAAUGAAAAAUCGCGAACUUUUAACUCCGAUAAUCGAAGCAAUCAUUUUAUGUGGCAGGCAGAAUAUAGCAAUUAGAGGACACAGAGAUUCCGGUAAAUUAAUGAUCGACCAAACUGAUGACGAAUAUGAAAACAAUGAAGGGAAUUUUCGGGAAAUUUUACGGUAUAGGGCUCGAGGUGAUAAGCAGCUUAAAUUAUUUUUAGAAAGUAAUGGACAUUUAAAAUACACAAGUGCGACGAUUCAAAACGAAAUCAUCGAAUCGUGUAACCAAAUUUUAUUGAAACGAAUUGUGAGUAGAGUGAACUCUGCUCAAUGUUUUUCAAUACUCGCCGAUGAAACAGCUGAUUUGUGGCAAAGACGACUGAGAAAUUUAGAAACUUCUAACUAUAGAAACGCAAUGGAAGCUUUGUCUAUAUGUAAUCCAGAAAUAUACCCAAAUAUAUUUAAAUUGUUAACAAUUUUUGCGACACUGCCAGUUUCAACUGCACAGAACGAAAGAUCAUUUUCAUCACUUAAAAAGAUAAAGACUUAUUUACGUAAUACUAUGGGCCAAAAAAGGCUAAAUGGAUUAGCCAUGUUAUCAAUCAAUCGGAAGGAUCGCAUUGAAAGUAAGCAAGUAUUGGACGAAUUGGCUGUAAAAAAAAGACGUCUACCUUUAAUACUGUGAGGUUAAAGUUUUGAAAUUUUAGUGGUUUUUUUUCUUUUAAUAUAUCUAUAAUAUUAUAUAAGUAUACAAAAUAAAUUAAACUCAUACGAAAAAAUACUCAGUAAAUUUAAGUGUUAGAUUGGUUUUAUUUUAUUCAGUAAAAUUGUUUAUACUUUAUUCCUGUCAUAAUUGUAUUAUAAUUAAAAAUGUAAGUAGCAAUCCUAUAAUUUUUUUACAAAAAAAUGUCCACUUAUAUAAGGUAUUAAGAUGUAUUAUAAUCAGGUAUGAUUUAGUGAUGAAACUAUGUUAAUAUUUGUCAUUAAAUAACUGUGGAGAUCAGGAGUCAGGACUCAGGACACCCCCCAAAAAAAAAACCCAAAAUACGCCACUGCACACUUCUAUACUACUUUAGUAAUUAGUUCCUACAAAUU
Messenger RNA from Metopolophium dirhodum (rose-grain aphid), 2372 nucleotides. RefSeq lists its product as uncharacterized. NCBI's taxonomy places the organism in Eukaryota, Metazoa, Arthropoda, Insecta, Hemiptera, Aphididae. Gene Ontology annotation, molecular function: protein dimerization activity. The coding region runs from base 1264 to 1962 and encodes 232 amino acids. The record is from RefSeq and is a predicted model, not a curated record. The transcript has 3 exons.